AAUUGGAGGUUGGGGAUCUAAUUACCCGAGCAUAAUUGGGGGCUAGGGAAUAAGUUUGCCAUCCUCUCUACUCACCGCAGAUCAAUUAUGUUAAGAGAACAUCUGUAAGUAGAGCUUAAUGAGGUCCAUUAGAGCAACAUGUACUGCCUUCUCUAACUGCGCCUGUCAGCUGCGUGGAGGAGCCAAAGGAGGCUGCUAACUAGGGACCUGAACAGGAGCUUAAAUACUGAGAGAGGCAGGCUGGGCCAUACAGGUCUGAGCCAGGGAGCGAGAGAGAGAGCGAGAGAGAGAGGGAGAGAGAAGAGCGGGAGACAGCCAGUCGGCAAGCGGACAGAGAGAGGGGGUAGACAGGUGUACUUCUCCAGAGGAGCGGGGUCUACUGUCGCCGUCUCGGGUCCUCCAGGUGCCCUACCUGUGUCAACUUUUCGGGUCUCCAUCCCUCCCCUCCCCGCCCCCCUCUCGCCAUCGCUUUCUUUUCUCUGUGUUUUUUUGGGGCGGACGCGUGUGAACGCCGUCGCCGGGGCAACGUGUGUGAACGCCGUCGCCGGGGGAACGUGUGUGAACGCCAUCGCCGGGGGAACGUGUGUGAACGCCGUCGCCGGGGCAACGUGUGUGAACGCCGUCGCCGGGGCAACGUGUGUGAACGCCGUCGCCGGGGGAACGUGUGUGAACGCCGUCGCCAGGGGAACCCGCCCAUCACCGCUGGCGCUCGCCCAGCCCUGACCGUCCCUCACUAACACCGUGAAUAACAAACAAGAGCCCCCCAGCGAAGGAGAGGAAGAACGUGAAAGAGGAGGUGGUGGAGAAGAGAAGAACAUGCAGCUUUAGCCCAAUUAAAGAUAGAAAAGAGAGGAGAGGAAAGCCUUCCGCUCCACUUCUUUUUCUAACUUUCGCCAGAAAGUAGCGGAGGAGGAGGAGGAGGAGGAGGAGGAGGAGGAAGGAGAGAGGAACCUUCAACAACUCCAAUUCCACAUCAGCAAAGGCCCUUUUCACAAAAAGGUAUACAAAUGCUCUCGGUCCAGCCGGACACCAAGCCGAAGGGCUGUGCUGGCUGCAACAGGAAGAUCAAAGACCGCUACCUGCUGAAGGCGCUGGACAAGUACUGGCACGAGGACUGCCUGAAGUGCGCCUGCUGCGACUGCCGGCUGGGCGAGGUGGGCUCCACCCUCUACACCAAGGCCAACCUCAUCCUGUGCAGGCGGGACUACCUACGGUUGUUUGGUGUGACGGGGAACUGUGCGGCCUGCAGCAAGCUCAUCCCAGCUUUCGAAAUGGUCAUGAGGGCCAAGGAGAACGUCUACCACCUCGACUGCUUCGCCUGUCAGCUCUGCAAUCAGAGGUUUUGUGUAGGAGACAAAUUCUUCCUGAAGAACAACAUGAUCCUGUGCCAGACGGACUAUGAGGAGGGUUUAAUGAAGGAGGGCUACGCUCCCCAAGUCCGCUGAAGAGCCCCCCACUCUGCCUGCUGACACACACACACACACACUCUCACUCAUACUCACUCACACACACACACACACACACAUUCUCACUCAUACUC
This is a messenger RNA of Anguilla anguilla (European eel), 1540 nucleotides long. RefSeq names its product LIM domain only 3 (gene lmo3). Gene Ontology annotation, cellular component: nucleus. The record is from RefSeq and is a predicted model, not a curated record. The transcript has 4 exons. Gene Ontology annotation, molecular function: transcription coactivator activity; DNA-binding transcription factor binding. The coding region runs from base 1008 to 1445 and encodes 145 amino acids. Gene Ontology annotation, biological process: positive regulation of transcription by RNA polymerase II. Lineage: Eukaryota; Metazoa; Chordata; Actinopteri; Anguilliformes; Anguillidae.